This is a messenger RNA of Talaromyces atroroseus, 1272 nucleotides long. RefSeq lists its product as hypothetical. The coding region runs from base 1 to 1272 and encodes 423 amino acids. The transcript has a single exon. Lineage: Eukaryota; Fungi; Ascomycota; Eurotiomycetes; Eurotiales; Trichocomaceae. The record is from RefSeq and is a predicted model, not a curated record.
AUGGCUACUGUACGCAAAACUCGCCACAGCAAAGAGUCCCUGCUGUGGCGUCUCCCCACCGAGAUCCUGAUCGACAUCAUGAAGUACUCCCCGAACUUCUCAUGUCUCUGGAGCCUCAUCAAUGCUUCCCAACGUUUCCACGCGAUAUUCAUGGGGGCGGCACAGGAAAUUGUCGAAGCGGUCAUGUCAGAUGUGCCUGCCUGCAUCCAGGCCCUCAUGCGCUUAGUAGUCACUGCCCGCACGGCUCCAGGCUCGUACACUGACAUCAAGGAUGUCAUCAAGCACAUGAGCAGGCAAAAGCCCUACCAACCCUGGCAGACUCAGGAUCCGCAGUUUAUGCAUAGUUUCGUGGGACUGGCACAUACCACGCAUAGCGUCGCACAUGCCUGCUUAGACUACUACGUCGAGCGAUCCCUGGCCAUGAAGCCACAGUGCCUGAACAGCAGUCACCUCGAGACCCUUUUCACACCGCAAAGCUUGCUAUACUCUAAACAACAGUCACAAGGCCAGCCGUACCGACCCAAGAAGACCGGGCCGGCAACGUAUGUAGAAGAGCAGAGAGUUCUCAGAUUGCUCUGGCGGCUACAGACAAUCUUCACUCUGAGGUUCGUUGCGAGUGAAUUGACCCAUUGGCCGGAAGAGGAUCGCACCCGUCUGUUAACGACGGACAUGUAUAGCAUGUUGUACUUGUUUCACAACUCCUCGUCUCGUUGUAUAUGGAGCCCCGUGUGGGAGAGCGAGCAAUACCUCACCGUGAUCGAAUAUCUAAACCAGGUGAAUUUGAUGACGAGCUCACAAACACUAACGGAGAAUUCACUGGCAAACUUCCUGCUGCAGCCCUUUCCGGGCAUGGAGCACAAGGCCUAUCACUCACACUGCUUCCCUCCCCCGCCUCCACCAUCACAAAAGGUUCCCCCCGGACUCGAAAGGUACGUCGAUAUCAACUACGAAAUCGAAGAGAUCCCAGUAGGAUACGACUUCUAUAAGACGGUGACUACAGAUGCCAAGAAAUCCCCUUUGCAAAACGUCCCCUUUGCGCCGUAUCGCAGAUAUGGCUUUGCUAUCUGGGACGUUAAUAGACUCACCGACAUGGGGUUUUUGGUGUCUCAAGACGGGAUGUAUGGGUUGAUGGAACAGUAUAAGCUUUACUUUACGUGGCGGAGUAUUCUCACGCCAGAAGAGGAUGCUCAGGGUGUUGUUAUCUUACCGCGUUUCACCGAGCAGAAAAUGGGACUUCUUUCUGCGCCGGAGUUCAAGUAUCUUCUUCGUUAA